CUCUUAUCAAUUUGUCGUUCUUGCUUUAGUUCAACUUUAACAUCUUAGCUGCUGUUGUAGUUCUUAUUCCCAGUCCUAUCAAUCUAUGGGUUGUAUUUUUUCGUGGUCAAUAUUAUCAUCUUUAAUCUAAUAUUUGUCUUUCUUACUGUUUCGAAGAACAGUUACGGAUACGGUUACGACUUUACUCAAGUCACCGCCUCGGUGCAUCUGCUGACUUUAAUCAGGUCGCUCAUCAUCCUCGGAGUUGAGCUAGGAGUCCGGGGGUCUAUGUGUAGGAUCCCCAACCUCCUAGCCUAACCUUCGAAGGGCCUUGGACUACCAACAAGAACAACAUCCAUCGGCAUCGGCAUCGCCAACUACAUUUAUUCUUCGUUUUUAGUAGAGUAAUUACCGAGGGAAACCUCAAGCAUCAACUUCCCGAAUAGAUUCACGUCAUCAGUAGAGUAAGUGUCACGACUUCUACCGUUACUAUCUAACGAAAAAUAAAGAUGCGACGUGGUCAUAUCGGUCCUGGUGGCAAGGCUGCCUUGAUGAAGGCCCAAGACCGCAAGGCCAAGGUGGAAGGAUUAGGAGAAGAGCUUUCGCAAACGAAGCUGGAACAAGCAAAGAAACACUUAUGGCGCAUGGUUUCACAUACUUAGUAGUUAUGAGUGGCUCUGGUAUUUGGCAUACUUAGUAACUCUGGUAUUUGGUAACCUGAUUUUGAUCAUAAGGAAAACAAGAAGGGAAUCCUUGUGAUCAAAUUCAGGCUAUACCAAAUACCAGGCCCACCCAUCGCCGUAUAUCACAAGUCUUAACAGAAGAUAGAAGACGCAGAGAAGAAAGAAGAUCCCGCCAUGAAUUACGCCGUCCUUAAUUAUACCUACUAACAUUAUCACGACCUUGCUUCACCUUACGACCUCGUCACACCAACUACACCAGCCGCCCGACUCUAACACAUUGUGAGAAUUUCAAAGAGCAACUGUCGCAGUUCGCUGUGAAGCAUAGACAAAAGAUAAAUGCAGACACCAACUUCCGGAAUCAGUUUCAUCAAAUGUGUCUCGCAAUAGGUGUAGACCCACUGCAGUUUUACGGAGGCACUUUUAAGGCAUUAAAGGAAUGUGACCGAGGGUAUUCGAUACUGGUAAUGAAUCUUUCCACAUGUUGUGCUUGUGGUUCUUGAUACUCAUCUUAAGAAUGUCUCCUUUCUUAUAGUUGAUGAACAAGAGAAAGAACAUGUGCAGUCUGCAGAGAAAGAACAUUACAUUUCGAUUUCCAAGCAUCGCCGUCGCUAAUUUUCCCGGAGGAGGAGGAAACAACAAGAAUUCCAAAACGUCGUCGUCCUCUUCUUUGCCGAGUAAAACGAAGACCUACUAUGCGGAUCUUUCUGUGCGAGUUUUGACCAUUUGCUUGAACACAAGGAGCGUUAACGGCGGUCUCGUCCACGUAAGAGAGGUCUCAAGCCUCUUAGGCAUGUAUGGAUGAUGUUUUUUCUUCCCUCUAGAUCAGACCAUGAUCGAGGCUCCUCCCUUAGAAGUAAGUAGGCUCUUGUACGUUUGUAGUAAGGGGAAAGGGAUAAAAACCGUGAUGGUCUGCCUAGAAGUGAUGGUCUGCCUCGACACCAUUCAUAGCAUGGGCGCACUCGGGACUGAAGCAGAGGAUGACAUCGCUCAGGCAGUGUCCUUACUGGAGCAAGCCUUUGGAGCAGGAGUGUCAGUGAAAAAAUUCAUCUACAAUUCGUCAGCUGGUGCACAGACUUCUUCACAUUAUGGACUUAAAAUCAUGUGGUCACAGUCUAGUAGAGCUUUUUUUUACCAUUUCAUUUUGUAGUAAGCGUAAGUAAAUGCGGAAAGGAGUAGGAGCGGAACUACAAGGUCGUCCGCAAGCCUCCAUCUUGUUUAUAAUUUUGAGGGAAUUUUAUAGAGAGAAAACAGACCACUAACAAUCGACAGACCACUAACAAUCCAACAACAAGCUAGACUAGCGGGUAGAACUCGGCUGGGAAAUCUUAGGCAUCUCGCCGAAUAGAUUCAAUUAAUCACAGAGAGAAAACAACUUGAACUUUGCACGGAACAUCUUCCUCUACUUCUAGUUCAUCAUCUAGUAUCUGUAUGUAUAGGCUCUUCUAAAAAUAAGCACCAUCAACAACCACUUCCUCUACCUCUUCGCGUAAUACCAUCGUCCGCAUGAUUUCUUCGGUGCCAGAGGAACUAGAUGCCGAUCAAAAUCGAGCUUUAGAGGUCGCGACAAGAAGCGGCGGCACGCUACAUCGAACUAGGGACCUAGUGCGUGGCUUAGGCUGGAACGCCGGCAGAGCCGAAAGAGUGUUGCGCUUCUUCUUGCGGGAAGGACUCUGUUGGCUAGAUAGAGACCCUGAAACAGGCGACGAAACAUUCUGGUUCCCAUCGAUUGCGCUUUUUGGAACAUCAACUUUUUCCAUGGGAGGAGCGACCUCCACGACCAAUGCUAAAGAUGCAGCUCAGGGUCAACAUGAUGUUGUAGAAGGAUGCAAGAAAAACAACGAUGUAGCUGUAGCUGGAGGCGUUGCUCUUGGCGGACUGGCUACUGCCAAUAUUGGAGGAGCUACAACUGGCUUGACAGGAGGCAGUGGAGGAAUUACCAGAAGCAGUGGUCGUGAGGCUGAAGAGAGCAAUGCCACAGGUGGCCCGGUCUUAACGGGUCCGUCUAUUGUCCUCUUUUGAUAAAUAUCACUACAGUCAGCUUGAUCUAAGUACUUCUCUACUUUCAAAUAUUCAUCCAUAUCUUCUAUCCCAUAGAUCCUGUGGAUCAAGAUCAAGUUUCAUUUGUUCUUGAGCUGGACAAGUCGUGAUCCUGCCUUGACAAGUGAAUACAUCUCCCUGCAGCAAUGUGCGCACGCGCAGUAGGUUAUCUGGUUCUGAGCGGUUUUUAUGAAGAGAAGAUCUUGACGUGUUGUGACUGUGGGGACGGUCGUUUGAGGAACUUCAAACGUACAGGAGACGAGUAUGCUUCUUCUUGAGUUGAAUGUAAAUUCCCAUGCACAACUUAGUCGCGCGCAGCUAAACAAGAUAGAUCGAUGUAGUAUAAUGAUGAGAAGAUG
Molecule: messenger RNA, 3058 nt
Organism: Amoebophrya sp. A25
Lineage: Eukaryota; Dinophyceae; Syndiniales; Amoebophryaceae
Source: the annotation of a GenBank genome assembly